UAAAUAAAUUAAUAUAUAUAUAUAUAUAUAUAUAUAUAUGUGUUUCUGACAUUUACGAUCCGGCUAAAGUACUUUUAACGUGAUUUGCACUUAUUGUCGCUGAUUAGUGACGUCACGUACUUGACAUUGGCAUGGACUGAGGAAGAACGUAUUCUUUGUAGUUAUGGCGAUGCACCUGUUUGCAAGAUAUGUCACCGGGCUCUUCGCUGAUACAUCGUGCGUAAUUCCUCAGAGGACAUUCGGCGUGUCUGCUGCUACAGCAGCCAUUCAGAAAAUGACCAGAGUUCGAGUGGUGGAUAACAGCUCUCUUGGAAAUACACCUUACCACCGGCCUCCAAGAGUGAUCCAUGUGUACACCAAGAACGGCGUUGGAAAAGUUGGUGAUAAAGUGUUACUGGCCAUAAAAGGACAGAAGAAGGCUGCGCUAAUUGUUGGUCACAAAAUGCCCGGACAUCCCAUGAAUCCACGCUUUGAUUCAAAUAAUGUCGUUCUGAUCGAGGAAAAUGGGAACCCAACAGGAACAAGGAUUAAGGUUCCUAUACCCACACAUUUACGUAAAAGAAUGGAAGGGGACUACUCAAAGGUGCUAGCAAUUGCUAGUUCUUUUGUAUGAUUGGACUCUUCUCCACUAGUCAGUCUUUUUGUGAAUUGCAUUACUGCAUGUGAUGGGCAGAAGUUUCUGUUGACAGUCAUCUCUUUGCUUACAAUAAAUACAACCUUUACCUUAAA
Molecule: messenger RNA, 729 nt
Organism: Phyllopteryx taeniolatus (common seadragon)
Lineage: Eukaryota; Metazoa; Chordata; Actinopteri; Syngnathiformes; Syngnathidae
Gene: mrpl14
Product: mitochondrial ribosomal protein L14
Exons: 3
Coding region: 164-613 (149 amino acids)
Biological process (GO): translation
Cellular component (GO): mitochondrion; ribosome
Molecular function (GO): structural constituent of ribosome
Source: RefSeq, a predicted model, not a curated record